UGCGUGCUGCGCUCCCGGUUGUGCGCGCCUAUCCUCGCUCCUGCGGACCGCGGCGCGUGGGGCAGCGAGGCGCCCUGGAGGAGGCGGAGGCGGCGGCACGGCCCGCGGCGCGUGGGGCAGCGAGGCGCCCUGGAGGAGGCGGAGGCGGCGGCACGGCCCGAGGCGCGUGAGGACGAUGAGGACGAAGAGGAGGCGCUGCCGCACUCCGAGGCGGUGGACGUGUUCCAGGAGGGUCUCGCCAUGGUGGUGCAGGACCCACUCCUCUGCGACCUACCGAUCCAGGUUACUUUGGAAGAGGUCAAUUCCCAAAUAGCCCUGGAAUAUGGCCAAGCAAUGACAGUCCGAGUGUGCAAGAUGGAUGGAGAAGUCAUGCCUGUGGUUGUGGUACAGAACGCCACGGUCCUGGACCUGAAGAAGGCCAUCCAGAGAUACGUGCAGCUCAAGCAGGAGCGUGAAGGGGGCAUCCAGCACAUCAGCUGGUCCUAUGUGUGGAGGACGUACCAUCUAAUCUCUGCGGGAGAGAAGCUCACAGAGGACAGGAAAAAGCUCCGAGAUUAUGGUAUCCGGAAUCGGGAUGAGGUGUCCUUCAUCAAAAAACUGAGGCAAAAAUGACCCUCCAAACAAGGACCCUCUGCCGGUGGCCAAGCUCCUCCCCAGCAGGAGGAAGCCUCGGGCACUGUCCCCUCUUCACAGAAGAGUGUUGAGAUGGACUCGCCCAGCUGUGCACAGCUGGAACUGCCGGCGUGAACCCUAGGCCUCGGGAGUGGGACUGGGACUGGGUGAGCCAGUGCUCAAGACCCAAGUUUGACCCCUUCUGGGCCCAAACACCCUAAUUUCAUGGCAGAUCCCACAGGCUGUGGGCCUGACCCUCUGUACGGAAUAAAUCUCUUUUGCUUUCUA
Molecule: messenger RNA, 900 nt
Organism: Eptesicus fuscus (big brown bat)
Lineage: Eukaryota; Metazoa; Chordata; Mammalia; Chiroptera; Vespertilionidae
Gene: SNRNP25
Product: small nuclear ribonucleoprotein U11/U12 subunit 25
Exons: 5
Coding region: 241-612 (123 amino acids)
Biological process (GO): mRNA splicing, via spliceosome
Cellular component (GO): U12-type spliceosomal complex
Source: RefSeq, a predicted model, not a curated record